AUGCGAUUUUUCGACACUAACGCAUCGGGACGUGUGCUCAAUCGCUUCUCCAAGGACACCGUAGACGAGAUAUUACCCGCUUCGCUUAUCGACAGCAUUCAGAAAGGUCUAUCACUUCUGGGCAUUGUUGUCAUAGUCGCCAUAUCAAAUGUGUGGUUGCUGAUAUCUAUCCCAAUCAAUAAAGUCAAUACUCGCCAGAUUGGUUUACAUGAUUUGCGUUCUAAAAUCAACAUCAUCUCGCGGGAACCGUUUCUGUUCUCCGGUAGCCUGAGACAGAAUCUCGAUCCGUUCGACUCGUUUACGGACGAACCACUAUGGCGAGCUCUUGAGGAGGUCGAGUUGAAGGAGAUGGGCUUGGAAGUCCACAUCAGUGAGGGCGGUUCCAAUCUCAGCGUCGGCCAACGGCAAUUGGUCGGCAUGGCGCGAGCUAUUAUGAGGAACAAUCCAAUACUCGUGCUGGACGAGGCGACCACGAAUGUGGACCCGCGAACAGACGAACUCAUCCAGACAACCACCAGGAAAAAAUUCGAGAAGUGUACUGUGCUAACAAUUGCUCAUCGACUCAACACCGUUAUGGACAGCGAUCGUAUCUUGGUGAUGGACGCCGGAAACGUGGUGAAAUUCGAUCAUCCUCACAUGCUGCUGCAAAAAGACACGGGCUACCUGAAGAGCAUGGUGCAGGAGACCGGCAAGGCAAUGGCGGAGGAUUUGUCUUCCGUCGCUCAUAACUGCUAUCAGAAUCGUGGAUUUAUGGCGUUUUGA
Molecule: messenger RNA, 762 nt
Organism: Trachymyrmex cornetzi
Lineage: Eukaryota; Metazoa; Arthropoda; Insecta; Hymenoptera; Formicidae
Product: probable multidrug resistance-associated protein lethal(2)03659
Exons: 3
Coding region: 1-762 (253 amino acids)
Biological process (GO): transmembrane transport
Cellular component (GO): membrane
Molecular function (GO): ATP binding; ATP hydrolysis activity; ATPase-coupled transmembrane transporter activity
Source: RefSeq, a predicted model, not a curated record